Messenger RNA from Thamnophis sirtalis, 1359 nucleotides. NCBI's taxonomy places the organism in Eukaryota, Metazoa, Chordata, Lepidosauria, Squamata, Natricidae. The record is from RefSeq and is a predicted model, not a curated record.
AAGAGGCAGGAGCCGCAGGACGCCCGAGAUGCCCGCCUUGCCCGCCGCCCUGCUCGCCCUCCUGCUCCACGUUCACCUCUGCAGGCCGGCUCCGGUGAACGGGUCAAAGUGGUCCUACAUCGGUCCUGAUGGGGAAAAAGUGUGGCCAAAGAAGUACCCCUUUUGCGGAGGAGUCUUCCAGUCUCCCAUUGACUUCCACAAUGACAUCCUCCACUAUGACUCCGCCCUUCUGCCAGUAGAGCUGGAAGGCUACAACGUCUCCUCGGAGGUCAAGUUCCUCUUGACCAACAAUGGCCAUUCAGUAAAAAUGAAUCUCUCUUCGGCCAUGCGCAUCCGGAAUUUCUCCUUCCAAUACUCAGCAGCGCAACUCCACUUACACUGGGGGAAUCGGAACAAGCAGGAAGGAUCCGAGCACACGAUCAGCGGGAGGCAUUUCGCGGCUGAACUGCAUAUUGUCCACUACAACUCCGAGCAGUACGUAGAUCUGAAAUCGGCAGUUGACAAGCCCAACGGGCUGGCAGUCUUGGCAAUCUUGAUGGAGGAGGGAGAUUUCAACCCGUCCUUUGAAAAGAUCUUCAGCCAUUUCCAACACGUGAAAUACAAAGGCCAGGAAGCCAUCGUCCCAGGUUUCAACGUCCGAGAUUUGCUCCCAGAGAGAUUGGAUGACUACUACCGCUAUGAAGGCUCUUUGACCACACCGCCAUGCUAUCCAAGCGUCCUCUGGACAGUUUUCCGAAAACCCGUAGAAGUUUCAGUGGGACAGCAAGAUCCGGCUCCCGGGGAAGGCAGCCCAGGUAUGUUUGUCUCAAGAGCGCUUGGCACAAAAUACCCUCCUCCUCGGUUUUCCAGUGGGCUUUCCAUCUCUUCCACCUGCAACUGCCAUUGCUCUGAUAACACCUGGGAUCUACUGACCUCUUGAUCCUCUUCUCCUGCCUGUCUCCUCUGCAAGAUAACCUCCGGCUCUGCAAGCCAUAUUAACUUUACUAACUCAGAAUCAACCUAUUGGAAAGGUUUAAAGCAGCAUCUCUUUGGUUCUUCUAGACCUUCGCAAAUUACAAAGGUUUCUUCUGGGAGAUGAUUGACCCUCAUUCGCAUGGUCUAAAGACAAUUGGCCAAGCGCACACACACACGCACACCCCCUUCUCAUAGUGAGAGAGCAGAGCAGAUCAUUCAGUCGCACAAUUUCAGGAGCCUUUCAGGAGUCCAGCUCUUAUUCCAAAAUUCUCCCUAACCACUUCAUUUUAUUUCACCUGAUAAAAGUACAUGGGAAAAUGUUCCAGGAAAGCUACUUAUCUCAUUGGGGUUUGCCUCAAGAGCUAACUAAAAAGAGCCGAGGUGGCGCAGUGGUUAGAGUGCAGC